AUUUACAUUCUGGUAAUAUUUUACUAAAAGAACAAUAUGAAGCUUAUAUUGAGUUAGGUUCAUCAAUAUCGGUUGAUGAAAAACAGGAUAAUAAUAUUUAUGGUGUUUUGCCAUAUUUAGCACCUGAGGUCUUGAAAGGUGAACAGUUCACUCAAGCUGCUGAUAUUUACAGUUUUGGAAUUAUUAUGAUAGAAUUAUUAACUGGACAAAGACCUUUCGAUG
Molecule: messenger RNA, 222 nt
Organism: Racocetra fulgida
Lineage: Eukaryota; Fungi; Glomeromycota; Glomeromycetes; Diversisporales; Gigasporaceae
Source: the annotation of a GenBank genome assembly